Molecule: messenger RNA, 1515 nt
Organism: Cladophialophora carrionii CBS 160.54
Lineage: Eukaryota; Fungi; Ascomycota; Eurotiomycetes; Chaetothyriales; Herpotrichiellaceae
Exons: 1
Coding region: 1-1515 (504 amino acids)
Source: RefSeq, a predicted model, not a curated record
AUGGCGGAUCAACGUCCCUUUGAUCCAGGUGGCCCACGUAUUUGUAUCGACCUGACGGACGAAGAUGAUGAGCCAGAUGUGUCCCUUCUCGAGCCCGUCCCCAAUGGGUCCCACAGCCGUGGCAAUUCUGGAGUGCCAGAUGCCUCUCGGUAUCGUGCGUCGACGUUUCCCUACCCAAGCAACCAAGGAUUCGGACACAGCCAGAAUCCCCAAAUGAUCUGGGGGCGUCCAGUGCAGGUGAUUAGCAAUGGCUCGCUGUUGCCGUAUAGCCUUCAAGCAGGGCCAUACUAUCGACAGCCAUACAAUCUUACUACCGACCUGCCGUACGGUGGUCGAGUCCCUGACUGGGUCGUAACUCCACAUCAUCAAGUGAUAACAAGCCACCAAAACAAUAUUUCUGCAGCUGCUCAUCCGUAUUGGGAUCCAAGUCUUGUCCGUGGUCCUUGCGACUUACCAGAACGACCACCAAUUCGCAAAGACUUCACUUAUCGGGGUGCCACAUCUUGCAAGACAACUCCACAAGGAAAGAUUCUCACUUCACCAGUCGAGAAGCGGCAGGAGAACUUACCGCCAUCUUCAACCACGAGCGCCGCACUGUUGAAAGCACCCAUUAACGCGCCACCGCAGCAAGAUGGAUUGUUAUCAUCCGCACCUCAAGCGCUUGAGGUCGGCACUGCUGGAAACAGCUUGCCGCGAUCAGCGUCGCGGCCCCGCACUGUAUCUGAAGGGCAGACAACGUCGUCGAAAGUGGUAUCCAUGCAGACACCGCUAAAUGAUCAAGACGGAACUUCCCAAGGAAAGCUGGUUGUGAAGUUGGCCAACUCGAAUGUCAUAACCGACGUCUCUGUCCAUCAAGUGUUUGAGGAGGAGCAAUGUGACAAGAUACUGUGGCUGGCUCUUCACGGUGUCCCAAGUCGCGCGAUUGGGUGGCUGAUUGAUAUCCGAAGACCUGCAUACAUGAGCAGGCCGACACUUGUGGCUGGCGUCGAUAGGUUGAUAAAGCACUUCAUCCCCGAGCUCGCGGAGGGUCAGGAUCAUGCCGAGGAGCCCGACGCUUUGGUUGAUCGGCUCCUACAACGAGGAGACGACUUGGACUGGAGCGGGCCAUACCUGCUUCGGCGAGCCAUUGACUUCACAUUCAUUCCUAAGGGGGAUGUUGAUCGCGCGAGGAAGGAGCGUCAAAACAAUGCUAGAGAGCGCCUGGCGCGCCAGAAAUGGUUAUUCCAGCAUGAAGAGGAUCCAGCAGAGGGUGCAAUCCAGCAGAGGAAUCAAAAGGCAGCGUUGGCGUUACGAGGUCUGGCCAGAGAUGCAAAUGAGAGAGAGGCGGCCAUGCAGAGAUUCGGGUAUCGUGAAGGUAGCCAUGAAGCUGAGAGGCCACUCAUGAAGAAAUGGCUGCUCAAAAUCCGUGAACUUGGCAAGCUGCCCGAUCACGUGGAUGAGCGUGGGAUCGCAGCGUGUGAUGACCAGUCGCGUGUCGAACAUGUUUUAAACGCUCCAGCAACGAUGACAGCCUGA